Messenger RNA from Durio zibethinus, 1225 nucleotides. RefSeq lists its product as uncharacterized. NCBI's taxonomy places the organism in Eukaryota, Viridiplantae, Streptophyta, Magnoliopsida, Malvales, Malvaceae. The record is from RefSeq and is a predicted model, not a curated record.
GGAUGGUGCUGGAACUCAGACGGCUGAAGACGAUGAGGCGUCGCUUUAUCAGACUAGUUGGGACAGGAUAAUUCUGAAUGUGGACUUGAAGGGUACCUCCAAUGGGCCCAGCCCAAUCACAAAAUUCCAAUUUGACGGCGUCGUUUGAGUUAGACCUGAAAUCCAAAUCUGUAAUCCAAAUUGCAGGGUUUAAGGAACGAGUCUGCUUCCUCUUUCUUCAACUUCUUUCUUCACCUCCCACCAAUUUCCAAACCAGGGAAGAAAUGGCGUCGAUUUGGAGAUCGGCAAUAAUGGCGGGUUCUAGGCCCCUCACUUCUCGAACCAAAAACCUAACGUUAAAGAGCCUAACCCCAAAACCCAUGUCUUCUUCUUUCUCUUCUCCAUCAACAAGAACCUUCCCUUGUGCUUCGAGGAUCGUGUCGGUAUUGGGAGGAGUAGAGUCGAUGAUUCCACUUCAUAGUGCCAUUGCGUCUGCUCGGCUGAAAUCAAGCAUCGCCGUCGAUUCCUCCUGUUGGAGCUGGCUCUCUCAAGGACUUGCAACACCAUUGUGACAAGCCUGGAUCCUUUGUGGGACAAUAAAAGCAUAGGAUCUGUUUUAGAAAUCUAUGUCAAAGGAAAGCAAAUUGUUCAAGAUUUUGCCUUUGUAUUCUGAAAUUCUGCAGUGCCUGCAGAUUUGUUAUUUGCCUUUCACUUAUUUACAAGAGUUGAACUUAGCUGUGUAUGUUUUGUGGACAUGUGAAACUUUUUUAGCUCCACAAUAAAAAAUAUCCUAGCAAAUGAUUUUCUAACUUCCUUGGUUUUUCAGAGUUUUUCCUUUUCAAUGUGUUUCAAGCUUCUGUGCAAGGGGUUGAAUGAUAGGAUCACUUACUGUUGCUUGGAAAAUCAAACAUAAUGGGGUUUUUGUUGUUCUUCUUCUUUGAUGAAUUUGAUUUAGACCUUUUAUAUGUUUCUGAGGAAUUAGCGUCCACAACAAAAUCCUUAUAUUUAAGUAAUGCUCAUCAGUCUUGAUCAUUUAUAAUGUGAAGUUCUUAGACCUAGCUUGUUUCAAACUUAGAAUGUUAUGGUAUGUAUCCUUCCCGUCAGCUUCAUCUCCGUAUAUGCCACAUUUUUCUGUGACAUGAUUUUCUCCUUCAACUUGUUUCAUACUUUGGUUCUAAUUAUCAAAGUUUUCAUAACUAAUUUGAUCUAGCUUUUCUUCUACUGAUUAUCUUCCAUAUCUCUUCAU